Messenger RNA from Musa acuminata AAA Group (dessert banana), 1565 nucleotides. RefSeq names its product GEM-like protein 1. NCBI's taxonomy places the organism in Eukaryota, Viridiplantae, Streptophyta, Magnoliopsida, Zingiberales, Musaceae. Bases 165 to 902 code for a protein of 245 amino acids. The record is from RefSeq and is a predicted model, not a curated record. The transcript has 7 exons.
CUUUAUUGAACAUAAUAUGAAGAGAGAGAAAGGGGGGGGGGGGGGGAAACUUUGCCCCACACAGCACAUGCUAUAAUACCAAGAAGAUGGUGGUGAAUGAUGUGGGCAAGUCACAGAACAACGCGCUUUGAAGAAGCAGAUCUCGCGAAGCGAAACGAUCGGCAAUGGAGAAGGGCGAGCAAUCCGCCGAGUACGCCCCCUACCCGAAGCUCACUCCCGAAGACGUAGCGCCGCCUCCGCCGCCCCCUGUUGGCCACCUCGACGCCACCACAGUGCCGCCCGAGUCCAACCCCUACAUCAGCCCUUCCGCCACUGCGCCGUCCUCGAUCUUCUGCGUCUUCUAUACGAUGGGCACUGUGCGCGAUGUGCUUGACAAAUUUGGGAAGAAAGUCAACGAAGCAGCGAAGAAGACUGAGGAUUUGGCUGGGAAUUUUUGGCAGCAUUUGAAAACAGGGCCUAGCAUUGCUGACGCAGCCAUGGGGAGGAUUUCUCAGACUACUAGAGUCAUAAGUGAAGGGGAUUAUGAUAAAAUAUUUCAGCAAACUUUUGAGACAUUUCCUGAUGAGAAACUUAAAAAGUCAUAUGCGUGCUAUCUUUCGACAUCGGCUGGUCCUAUUAUUGGGGUUUUGUAUCUUUCGACUGCCAAACUUGCAUUCUGUAGUGAUAAUCCCCUAUCAUACAAAGUUGGAGAUCAGACUCAAUGGACAUAUUACAAGGUGGUAAUUCCUCUGCAUCAGAUAAGAUCAGUCGAUCGUUCAGCGAGCAGAGCAAAGCCAGGAGAAAAAUAUAUUCAAGUUGUCUCUAUCGACAACCAUGAGUUCUGGUUCAUGGGUCUUGUGAACUAUGAUAGUGCUGUCAGAAACCUACUGGAAGCAGUGCAUGGUUCUCGUCUCCAAGUUUAGUGAUCUGUUCGGAUUUGGGAAAGCAAUUUUCAUGAAGUUCAUGCUUGUUAGCAGAACUGUUGUGCCUCAGAUGCUCUUUUCCCCGCAUCAUGAACAGUUUUGUCUCUCAAGUUCUUCACAAGAUCAGGAAGGAAGCAGUUGUCAUCGGGAUACCGUAUCAUUUCUGCAAGAACCGAGGUGGUUUAAAGGCAUUUUACAGUUUCCGUAUACAAAAAGCAGGGAUCAUUCCACCAUGUGGGGCUGCAAUCAGGUGAACCCUAACGCUAGUGAAACAAUCGAUAGCAAAGAAGAAAACCAGGUGCCAGGUACGUGUUUCUUGACAUGUGUUUGUUUUCAAGGUAGUAUAUGAUUUGGGUAGUAGACGGAAGAUGUUACCAAAGGCGCGCGCGCGCGCACACACGCACACAGGCUUUGUAUCGUAAUCACAUCAGGACGUGUCCUCUUCCUGCCAAUGUCGCAUCACCCAAAGUUGCACGUGAUUUCGUCCCUCUCCGAUACCGCCUCUCAUCACACAGAGAGAGAUAUAUGUGCACAAUGUUACUAGUCAUAAAAUGGAUCUCUCUCUCCAAAACUAUAGUCUCCUAUAUUUCCUUAAAAAAUAUUGUAAUAUAAUCUUAAACAUUAAUAAUAUUCAUUUUAGGCCCUUUAUAUUUAAGUGUUUGA